Molecule: messenger RNA, 4482 nt
Organism: Cephus cinctus (wheat stem sawfly)
Lineage: Eukaryota; Metazoa; Arthropoda; Insecta; Hymenoptera; Cephidae
Exons: 4
Coding region: 580-2865 (761 amino acids)
Biological process (GO): protein deubiquitination
Cellular component (GO): cytosol; nucleus
Molecular function (GO): cysteine-type deubiquitinase activity; cysteine-type endopeptidase activity
Source: RefSeq, a predicted model, not a curated record
CGCGUUCGUGUUUACGUUUAACUCGGCUACGACGGGAUAUGUUUUGUCGACGGAGGCGAUGAUUACAAAAUCCUACUUUCAGAGUCGCCGCUACGAUUCAGCGCGAUAAUUUUAAUAUCGCCUAAAAUCGUAACGUUGUGUGUUUCCCUACUCAUCUCUGCCUAUUCUCAAGUCAUCGACGUAUAGUACGGACUGUGGUAUAGACCGUAUGGACUACGCACAGAGAUGAGUACGAACCUACUCAUCUCUGCUACGCACAUGUAGAUCCAUUAAUUGAUACACGGAUGCCCGGACACUGCCGCCAAAAUGACUUCGGGAAUCUUCGGUAUCUGCCGAAAGAACUCGUGACCAUGGUCUUUCCCGUUAUACCGUAAACUUCUUCUCAUCGUGUCCUGUGAUUGGUGCAGUCCGUUGGAUCUCAUCAUCAAUUUGCUUCUCAUUUCCCGCCAGAGUUAGGUCACAGUCGUGCACAUUUUUCGGCGCCAAAAGGUACACGCUUGUUGCUUAGCACCGGUUUCCGUCUGUCGAGUGUUUUCAUCAUUAAUUUCAUUGUGAAAAAGAUUUCCUAAAUUGGCAAGGAUGCUGAGCAUCGCAACGGCUGCGGUGCACCGCAGCAUGCGUCCAAAGACGCCCAGUCCGGGUUCAAGUGCUUCUACCUUAGUUGGUGCAAAUCAUCCAUGGUCAACGGAGCAUACACCAUCACCAAAAAGGAGACGUAUGCGUCAAGGUUCAUGUAGUGCGCGAAAAAAGAUAAUUACAAGCCCGGUGGAAGAAGUUCCAAUUAAUUUUGAGUUUGAUAAUCCUGAGAUUACUUUGACUCUUGUCAGGAAAAGUUCCUUUGAUCAGUUUGACAACAAACAACAUAAUGAAACAGUGAACAACAAACGUUAUAAGACUAAAAGCACCAGUAGCGAACCUGGAGAAUCUUUGGAGCUUUCAGAACGGAUAGAUUGUGGAGAUAGAACAACGCAAGGAAAAAGAUUUAAAUCUAAUUCCAAAUCCGUUGUAAUAUCGUUUCUCAAUUCGAGUGAGAUCAGUAUAAAACCAGUAAACAAGCAAAUCAGUGUAACAUCCAAUGAGAAUGUAUCGGCUCCAGAGUCAUCGGAAGCCUGCAAUGUUUUACAGCAGAGCAAGACAAAGACAAGUAUUCUUCUCUCGAGCAAGACGGCUUUAUCAGAAGAGUGUAAUUCUACAAAACCUAAGGAACUUUCUGAACCUCAUGAAAGUGACCCAAUGAAUAAGGAUAAUGUAUCAAAUCAAGAGAACUGUGUUAGCAUACCUGUGACUGCUGUUUCUAAAUCAUCAGAGAGUACUCAGAGCACAGAGAAACCUAAAGAGCGAGAAAGUCUCACAACGAAACUCGCUAGGGCUGUAAAUAUCCUUAAGGCAUUUGAGAAACGCUCAGUGGAAGUAGAUAGCGCCCGGGAAGUACCUGCAGAGGAGUUUGAAUACGUUCCCAAGGUAUUUGAAAAUGAGUUCUCCGAGGAAAUUGAGCAGCAUCCUUGGUCCAUGUCAGAGUCGGAAAAUAAAGAGGAAAACUGGGAUCAAAACGACGACGUAGUUUUACCUAAACCUUGCGGAAGUGGUUUUGUCUCUGAUGACCUUUUUCUACUCACCGAUAGCGACCUGGAUAUUCCUUAUUAUAUGGUGGGCUUCCCUAAUCCACCAGGUGAAAAUCGCUGCUGGUUAAAUGCCACGUUACACGCUCUGUUUGCUCUGCCACUGUUGGAGAAUAUGAAAAACAUUAAUUUAGAUGAUAGCUCGCAAUUAAUCAAAACGCUAAUAGCAAUGCAAAUAUUCUGGAAGAAAGGAACAUCGGAAAAGCAGAAGACAUACCAGACUGUAAAGAUGUUCAAGGAGGAACUGAGUAUUCUUGACGAAUCUUAUCCAUCUGAACGCCAGCAGGACGUCUCUGAAUUCCUUAUGAUCUUUCUAAAUUAUAUAAGAAGUGACAUAGAUAAGUUGUUGGUAGCAGAUGCUGUAAUGUCCGAGACAGAAAAUAUUCCGGAGAACCGUCAGGAUUCACGUAGAAUACCAAAAACUCCUCACACUCCAGGAAAACGUCAGCCUCUGGCGGAUAUCUCUUGUAACAGUGGUAAAAGGAGUUGCGCUGAAGGUACUACAAAACCCAGGAAGUUGACCUAUGGUGUACAGGAUCUUCUAAGUCCAAAGAGUACACGACUAUCUAAUCCUACUGAUCCAUCUUAUAAAGUUCACACACCACCACAUUCCUCAAGUACCACCACUGAGAUGAUUAUCUCCAAGAACCCCAUCGAUGAAUACUUUCUUCUGCACAUGAUGGAGAAUUACAUGUGUAAAGGUUGCCUGAAGCAUCGUCAGAAGAAGGUGGACAAUCUUAUGCUGUACGUAGAUCUUCCUUCAGAGACAGAAGGACCAGCUGUCAGUCUAGAAGAUGCUAUUAAAAAAUCCCUGGCCCCGGAAGACAGAAAUUUAACUUGUGGAACGUGUAAGUUUGACGUACACACUAUGAGGACGACUUUUAGGAGAUGGCCCAGGGUUUUGACAGUCCAGGUCAAUCGAUAUGGCAUGACCGAUGGACUCUUCAGCAAAAUCAGUACAGCUGUCACAAUUCCUGAGAGUCUUGUACUGGAUAACAAUCUUGUCGAUAGUGUCUCCGUAGCAGCCUGUAAGUAUGAACCCACCUGUAUAAUCGCCCACGUAGGGAGCACAAUGGACUGUGGGCAUUAUACAAGCUACGUAAAUCACAAUUCCCAAUGGUUUCAUUACAACGACAUGAAUGUAACACCAAUGACCUCUUCGGAAGCCCUUGGAGCAGCAGAUACUACAGCAUACCUGGUAUUCUUUGUAGCUGCACAGAUACCAGAAGUAUCAGAUUCCAGCUAGUCCAGAAUUCCCAGGAAAAUAUCGAAGACUUACAUGUUAAAGAAAGGAAACACUUUACCCAGUGGACUACACCCUGGACGAGUCUGGAGGAAAUGUAAAAUAAACAAGUACCUUCUCUACAGGACUGCGUAAAGGAUGUUUUCUAGUCGCGAACAAAUCGUGCAAUCGAGGCCUUCCGUUAUAAAAGGUGCCAAAGGAAGCAAUAGUCCUCGAGGAUGACGAUGACGAAGACGACGAUCCUCAAAUAUACUACACAUAAUACGCGACCCUAGACCAUAUUCUGUACUUCAGUCUUGUCAGUUAUACUCAAGGAACUACGAAAAUAACAUAAAAUGUGGAUUAACUCGCGAUCUGCCAUCAGUACAAAAUCCAAACGAAAAUAUUCCAAACCGGUAAAAAUCUAUUGUCUCAAGACAACGGAGAACCACGAAUCACUCCAAGAACUACUGAAAGUUCACCCUGGACCGCCUUUACAUUAUUGUAAAUAAAUGAAACGUGAAAAUUCACGUCGCGAAUUAAAAGCUAUAUUAUUUUGCUUCAAAUAAUAAGCAACGGAACAAUCGUAUAAGGUAAUAACAGUAGCUAAUUAUGCGUAAGAAUUUGUAAAGUGUUUCAUGACUUUUCUUAUCAGGUUUAUAUCUAAUAUAGAUUAUUACUAUUAUUAUUGUCUAUAGAUAUAAUUCACUCUAGACUGCCCCUAUCGUCACUUUUAUUCUAAUUGAUUUCGGCAAGGAUGAGCACUAUGUAAUUUAAUUAUUAAGAUUCCACAGUGGCAUCCGAUACAAAGCAACAUAUCCAAAGCAUUUAAAGCAUAGUCCCGCUAAAUAUAUAAAUAUAUAUAUAUAUAUAUAUACAUUUAAUUAAUCACAUUUAAAAGAUCGUACAUAGCGUCACGGUCUUUCUUUAAUUUAAUUUCUUAGGUACCCGCGAUUCCAUCUGACUGUCGGAAACCCAAAUGUACCACCACUAAAAUCUAACUUCCCGAAUGGUUAUUCUCUUGAAAUAUCGAUGUAUCGAAAUUACAAUAAUUAAAUAUAUAUAAUCAGAGCUAUGCACCGGCAUAACAGAAUAUUGUAUUUUCCAUGCACCGACAUUUCAGGAGAAUAACUAUUCACGAAAUUUUAUUUCAGUAAUUUGAUACAUUCGAGUUUCUGACACUCGGUGAAAUCACUGGUACCAAAUUUCAUAUGUCUGUACUUGAUUCUCACAUAAUAUCACAGGGGCACGUAUCCAAAUGAAUUCAAUGUACUUCAUCUAGAUCCGUGCUCUCUUCUACGCGUAAUAAGUCUACUUCAAUUUCAAAUAUCAGUACCAUAUCUUAGAAUAUACCCUGAUCGAUGAUACCAUGCACUAUUAUUCGUCCCUUAGUAAUAAAUAAGAAUAAACCUUGUAAGCUUCUCGGCAGAAACAUCAGCCAGUAUGCGCGGUACGAUUGAAGUGUCGGAAAAGGAAAAAGUUAAGCAAUGAAACAAUAAAAAAUACACAGUGCCUUGUCCAAAGUAUUUCUAUAAGAAAUGGAGCAAUGUCUUUUGUGUUCUACUACUAUAUAACAUGUAACAUAUGUUUUGUACGUCAAAUAAAAUAAAUGCAGGCACGGUACACAAUUUUUGGAAACGA